Messenger RNA from Phymastichus coffea, 4008 nucleotides. RefSeq lists its product as uncharacterized. The transcript has 5 exons. The record is from RefSeq and is a predicted model, not a curated record. Bases 282 to 3911 code for a protein of 1209 amino acids. NCBI's taxonomy places the organism in Eukaryota, Metazoa, Arthropoda, Insecta, Hymenoptera, Eulophidae. Gene Ontology annotation, molecular function: zinc ion binding; nucleic acid binding.
CAUUACUACUGGGCGACGACUGGUCAACGUUACUGCGUCAGUAUUGAGUAUAGCAUCUGCUCUGCAGCCACGAAGCCAUAUUAAUGGCCUAUCCCCAAUGCGACUACCCGACGACCACUAUAUAUGAUAUGAACUAUAUGACUGACUAUAUCAUUAUUGUGUUUGGUAAAAAUGUGCAAUCAAUCACACAUUUACUGCAUUUAUUAAGGUUUCUUUAAAAAUAUUUUUGAUUAACCAAAAGAAUUCUAGCAUUAAUAAAGUGGCCGUAAAAAUACUAAAAAAUGGAACCUAAAGACUAUCACGACCAGGAUCAAAUUUUUCAACAUAAUUAUGACGAUGAACAUGACAGUGAUGUUGAAGCACGACUUUAUGCUGAAGUUUAUUAUUCUAAUACAAUAAUAGGCGAAGAAAAUAAUACAGAUAAUUCUGCAUUUAAAAAUCAGUGCCCUAAUGCAGUUAAUGACUUUGAUAAAAGCAAUUGUAAUAAUCACGAUUUAUUGCAUGAGAAAAAUAUAACCCAAAACAAGAGUAUCAAUAAUAUUACAUGUAACAAAAAUUUAACUAUGUUAAAUGAUUCUUCAGUUAAUACUAAAACAACAAAGUCAACUAAAGAAUCCAAUACACGAAGUACAAAUAAUUUUUUAAAGGAAUCAGUAUCUACUCAUAAAAUAAAUAAUUUGAGUAACAUAAUUAACACACCUAAUUCUAAGAAAAGGACAUCUAAUAAAUGUUUGGAUGACGUUAAUAAAUCCAGUAAAAAACAGAAACAUACAAAUCAAAAUGAUAUAAAAGAAUCACAAUCAAGUCAUUUUAAAGAACCAUUUAGUGAACUUCGAUCAAAUCAAGGGAAAACUUUUCACCGUGAUGCUUGUGCACUUGUCAAUCCUUAUAACAAAAAUGUAAUGGGCAAUGAACAAAAUAGUAUGAAACUGUUGAGUCCAGAAUUUAUAAAUAUCUUCUUUACAGGAAGAUCAAGGAAGAAGAAAAAGAAAGAUCACACUUUCAAAAAAGACAAAAGUAAAAGAACAAGUAAUAUUAUACCUGAUACUGAGAUUAUAGAGCAAUCUUCAAAUAUGACUCAAGUCGAAAAUAAUCUAGAAAAUGAUAUUUCAUCUAACUCACCUAUUAUUAAUAUAAGUUCUGAAUCCUCUAAUGAAUCUUUUCAAGAUAAUUCAAAAUAUAAUACAAUUGUAGCAACAGAUAAAAAACUGAAAGACCGGGAGUUUGGUUUCAAAAAUACUGAUAAAACUGAUAUGUCAGACAGUGAAGAAUCAAUUUUUGAAGUUCCUGUACCACCAAAACCAGCACCCCUCAUUGUAGAAGUCGAAGAUUCUGAUAAUGAACAAGAAAAUCAAAGUGAUAAAGAUAACUUUCUCAAUGAUAGUGUUAUUUCUCAAGAAAUUAUAGUUGAAAGUGAUCACGAAAUAUCUUUAGAUUCUACUCUAAAUGAAACACAAGACACGUGUGAAAUUAUCUCAGAUAAUGAUGAUUUCAAUAGUCUUAUCCUUAACUGUACUGAAGUUCAAAAAGGUGUGUCAAAUCUUAAUGAAAUUAAAAAACUGCAUCAACAAAAGUUUAUUCCCAUUGAAACAAAUUCUGACACGAGUUCAAGUAAUAUUCAACAUUCUCAAAAUAUGUCAUCGAAUAAUUCUAUAGCUAUUGAAAAAACUUGUACUAGUUUGAAAAGUAAGCCAAUAUCCAAGUCUUCUAGUAAAAACAUUUCGUUAGCAGAAUAUUUUUUUCAACCUAUGAAUGAAAAAAUGAAAUCAUUUUAUAAUGAUUCAUGGGGAGGAGAACACUUUGAUAUGAAUCGAAUGAAAAGUAAUAUGUCAACUGAUCCCAAUAAGUGGGCAAUUCUAAAUAAAGAUUUAGUAAUCACUGGGCCUAGAAAAAAACGGUAUUUUGGAAUGACGUGUCCCAGAUGUCAUAAAGAUGGGCAUAGGCUAAAUAAUUGCCCUGAACCUAACAAAGGACCAAUUUGUCAUAUGUGUGGAGCAAAUGGACAUUUUGCGACUCAUUGUCCUCAUACUAAGUGUUUAACUUGUGGGAGACAGCAAACAAUGUACAGAACGACUUGUGCAUUCUGUGAAAAAUUAUUUUGUACUAGAUGUAGAUCGCAAGGCCAUAAAAUUGAUACUUGUCCAGAUUUAUGGCGCCGUUAUCAUCAUACCACAAACAGUUUGGCUCCAAAAAUUCCUCUUAAUGUAAAAAAUGUGAUGAAAUCUAAACAUGAAUUAUUUUGUUGCAACUGUACGAAACAAGGUCACGAUUCCUUGGCUUGUAAAAAGCUACGUUGGUCGCAACAUUUCCCCAAUCCCUCAUUUGUGACUCAUUACAAUGGCCCUACCUAUACUGUUACUACAAAUUCAAAUGCUCUAUUAAUAGUAGAUGACAUACAAGAUAAUCCAUACAAAAAACACAACUCGGGAACAUCCAAUACAGUAACGACCAAUUUUCCUCGCUCAGGCAGAAGAAAUGAAAAUAGUGUACAAAGUAUCGUCGACGACCCAUUCAGUGGUAAUAAUACCAAUAAUAAAAUUAUCUUUAAUAUUUGUAAGAUGAAUAUCAAAUUAAGUGGCGAUCGUAAGUCAAAGAAAAAUGCUAUAAAAAAUGUUAUAUUACAAUUAAAUGUGCCAGAUAAAAAUAAUCCAGGUUCUGUUGAAAAAUGGAAAAAAUUAACAGACUUUUUACAAAGCUUUGGAUAUGAUUUGUCAUCUGAAUUUCGUCUUGAACAAAAAGAUAAACAGUUACUAUUAUACAUAAAAAGUCCCCGAAAAUACAUGGAAUCUUUAUCUAAUCUUAUAAAACAAUAUUCAAGUCGUAGUAAUUAUGAAAGAUCUCAAAUGUUACUAAAUACUAAUAGAAAUGUAAAUGCAAUCAUAGAACAUUUAUCACUUAAAUUUACUGAAAUGAAAAAUGUGACUGAAGAUAUUUCAAUGCUAUAUGAAAAAACACGACGAUUGCGUGAAGAGGUAUUUGAAUGUGAUCCUACUCAAAAUGAAACACAUAACAGGUUGAAACUAAAUGACUUAGUUUUAUCGCAACAAAAAUUAGUAAUGUUAUUGUACAGAGAAGGUUUUGCCGAUGGAUCACUUGGUCAAUUGAGAAAAAUAUUUUUAAAAAUGCAAAAGAGAACUGAACAAAUUUUUUACAGCCGUAAAAUUAAGAAAAAUAAUAAAUACGCUAUUGGUGUACGAUUAGUGUCAUUUAAAUCGCUUUUUAUUUACUUGCACUACUAUAAUAAUAUAUUUGUUCCAUAUGAAUUGAGAAAAUUAGAUAGUUACAUCGAAAAAUAUAGGGAAAAUGUAGAGAGAAGAAAUAAACUUUUAAAUAAUUCACUCAUAUUUCCACAAGAAACAGACAAAAUACAAAAUAAAUCUAAUGAGAAACCUGUUCAAGAAAGUUUAUCUAGGGCAAAUAGUGAAACAACAUCUCAAGAACUAUCAAUUGUACAAAAUAGUGUAAUAGAAACACCAGCAGAUUUUGUUAGUAAUAAUUACAAAUUGAAUUUAGAAUCACCAAAUCAAACAUUAGUAUCAUCAAAACAAAAAACUGAUAAAAAAUUAAAUCUUUUAUAUUAUCAAGCAAUGCAUGCUGAAGAUCAUAAGCGUAAAUCCGAUCUUUUACAAAAUUUCAAAAAUUUUAUAAAAAAUACCAGGAAUUGUUUAGAACAGGCAUCAAAAUUAAACUCACCUCAAUUGCAUGAUGAUAUUGUUGCGUUACGACGUGAAUUGGAAGAUGAAAUUCAUCUCAGCACAAGCAAAGUAAGGAAAUUCAAAAAAAAACUUCACCAAGAAAGGUUAAAAUUAUUACAAUCCAUUACAAAGAAACAGAAAAAGAAGCAUCGAACAACUCCGAAUAAUGCUAAUGACGCUGAUAAUAUUUAUAAAAAAUUUUGUGCAAGUUUGUAAAUUGUUGACAUACAUAAUUUAGGUGUUGUAAAAAAUGUCUAUAAAUAAACAAUUUUACUUUUAUUUACUUUUAAAGCUGUAAAAAUGUAGAUGAAAU